Messenger RNA from Ylistrum balloti, 837 nucleotides. RefSeq names its product SPRY domain-containing SOCS box protein 1-like. The transcript has 2 exons. Lineage: Eukaryota; Metazoa; Mollusca; Bivalvia; Pectinida; Pectinidae. Gene Ontology annotation, biological process: proteasome-mediated ubiquitin-dependent protein catabolic process. The record is from RefSeq and is a predicted model, not a curated record. Bases 1 to 837 code for a protein of 278 amino acids. Gene Ontology annotation, molecular function: protein binding. Gene Ontology annotation, cellular component: SCF ubiquitin ligase complex.
AUGAACAUGGGUCAGAAAGUGUCAGGUGGGAUAAAGACAGUAACGUCUAGAGAGACUACCUACAAGGCACUUUAUAAAGGCGACAUGGUAUACAACCCAGACUUCCAGAAGCCCAGUCGACUGGACAUGCUACUGGACAUGCCGCCCACGUCAAAAGAUGUCCAAGUCAAUCAUUCAUGGAAUCCAGAUGAUCGUUCACUCAAUAUAUUUGUUAAAGAUGAUGACAAAUUGACUUUCCACAGACAUCCAGUUGCACAGAGUACAGACUGUGUGCGUGGUAAGGUAGGAUACACGCGUGGUCUGCAUGUGUGGGAAAUUGUGUGGAGCACGCGACAGCGGGGAACACAUGCUGUAGUUGGAGUGGGAACCAGUGAAGCACCCCUACAUUGUGUAGGAUAUCAGUCCUUGGUAGGUAGUAAUUGUGAAUCCUGGGGCUGGGACCUCGGCCGUAACAAACUUUAUCAUGAUGUGAAAAAUAACCCAGGUGUCACUUACCCUAGUCUAUUAAACUCAGAUGAGAACUUUGUUGUGCCCGACAGCUUCCUCGUGGUGCUGGAUAUGGACGAGGGUACAUUAAGUUUUGUUGUAGACGGACAAUACCUUGGUGUUGCAUUUAGAGGCCUCAAAGGAAAGAAACUUUAUCCUAUAGUGAGUGCUGUGUGGGGACAUUGUGAGAUCACCAUGCGGUACAUAGGAGGGCUGGACCCUGAACCAUUACCAUUGAUGGACAUCAGUAGACGCAUCAUUCGCCAUAACCUUGGUAAAAGCAGACUCCAUGAAAUUAACAAGCUUCCAUUACCAAAUUCUAUAAAGAAUUACCUUCUUUAUCAAUCAUAG